AGGUUCAAGGAAUGGCGUACCAGAUGGUGACCACGCGCUCACCGACCUGUGCCCGCUGUCGCAACCACGGUGUCACCGUACCCCUGAAGGGACACAAGAAGCUGUGUCAGUGGCAGGGCUGUCAGUGUGACAAGUGCAUUCUCAUCCUGCAGCGCCGUCGUGUCAUGGCUGCCCAGGUCGCUCUGCGGAGGCAGCAGGAAGCUGAACUAAAGAGGAGACUUGCCCAAAGGCUGCUGAAAUUCGGGGAAGCGGAACGCACUGUGAGACAGUCCAUGAGUGAUGCCAGCGUGCACAGUGGUGGGCAGUGACUGAGCAGCGCAUUAGCAAUCUCGUUAGAGAUCUCUCAGCCUACUAUGGUAGUGCGUUUGUAGGGCCGUUUUAUUGAGUUCAUUCUCAGUUCUUG
Hypanus sabinus (Atlantic stingray) is the source of this 403-nucleotide messenger RNA. RefSeq names its product doublesex- and mab-3-related transcription factor C2-like. Gene Ontology annotation, molecular function: DNA-binding transcription factor activity, RNA polymerase II-specific; RNA polymerase II cis-regulatory region sequence-specific DNA binding. Lineage: Eukaryota; Metazoa; Chordata; Chondrichthyes; Myliobatiformes; Dasyatidae. The record is from RefSeq and is a predicted model, not a curated record. Gene Ontology annotation, biological process: germ cell development; sex differentiation; regulation of transcription by RNA polymerase II. Gene Ontology annotation, cellular component: nucleus. The transcript is spliced from 4 exons. Bases 12 to 308 code for a protein of 98 amino acids.